This is a messenger RNA of Striga asiatica, 4647 nucleotides long. Lineage: Eukaryota; Viridiplantae; Streptophyta; Magnoliopsida; Lamiales; Orobanchaceae. The record is from the annotation of a GenBank genome assembly.
GUUUUGUAACGCUAGUGCCACACUUCCAAAAUGAACCAAGUUGGCGGGAUAAAAUUUUCCCCAAAAUUCCAAAACCCGCCACUGAGAAACAACCAAUUGGAGAACUCCUAAACCUGAAAAACACGGUGCGUAUAAUCAAUAAGGCUCACCGGAGAUAUUCAACGGGCCCCGCAAUAACAUGGGUCGAAAAGAGGAACCGAACCAGCAACAGCAGCUAAACGCAGCAAAGAGGGCGUACAAGGCCGCGGCGGCGGAGGGGAACCGGCAGGAGGAGGCACGUUGGGCCAAUACGAUCGGGAACAUACUCAAGAACCGAGGCGAGUAUGUGGAGGCUCUCAGAUGGCUGCGCGUGGACUACGACGUUUCCAUCAGAUAUUUGCCGGAUAAGCAGCUGCUCGCCACUUGUCAGUCUCUUGGUGAAGUCCACCUCCGCCUUCAACAGUACAAUGAUGCCCUAAAGUAUCAGACAUCCCUUGUUGAGUUAAAGGCGUUUCCUGAACGCGAGAAAAAGCAUUUAGAUCUAGCUAAGCAUGAAAACGACCUCAUCGAGCAACAAAGAGCCAUGACUCAGCUAGGGCGAACUUACCAUGAAAUGUUUUUGAAUUCGGAUGAUGACCAUACUGCAGUUCGGAAUGCCAUGAAAUAUUUCAUUUCAGCUAUGAAACUUGCAGAAACUAUUAAACUGGAUCCGCUUAUGAGAGGUUCCUUUUUGAAAGAGUACGUUGAUGCCCAUAAUAACAUCGGGAUGCUUGAACUGGAUCUCGAUAACUUGGAAGAAGCGGAGAGGAUUCUUCUCAAAGGACUGAAUAUAUGUGACGAUGAAGAGUUCAGUGAGGAUAUUGAUACGCGUAGUAGGCUCCAUCAUAACCUUGGAAAUGUUUACAUGGAGAUGAGGAAAUGGGUGAACGCCAAAAAGCACAUAGAAAAGGAUAUCAUAAUUUGUAAAAGAAUCAUGCAUCGUCAAGGGGAGGCGAAAGGAUAUGUCAAUCUUGGUGAGCUGAAUUACAGAACUCAAAGAUAUGAGGAAGCCAUUUCAUCAUAUCAGAAGGCUCUCGAACUUGCAAAAUCAUUGGAAGAUGAGCAUGCAUUAGCAAAUCAAAUCAGACAAAAUAUUAGAACUGUAAGAGAAGCAAUGGAAGUGAUGACUGAAAUAAAGAAAGAAGAGCAGAACCUUAAGAAGCUUGAAAGGAUUACGGAAACUGCCAGAGGCACAGAAAAUGAAAGGAAAUGCUUAAUGAAACAGAAUGCAUCACUUGACUGCCUUGUCGACAAAGCAAGGAUGAUCCUUUUAUGGAUAAAAUUUCGUGAAUUUGGGAAAAAGAAGAAGAGGUUAGCAAGUGAACUGUGUGACAAAGAGAAGCUGGGUGACUCCUUCUUAAUAGUUGGGGAGUCGUACCAGAAGCUACGUCAAUUCAGAAAAGCCCUUAAGUGGUUCCAGAAGGGUUGGGAAACCUUCAAGUCGAUUGGGAACUUGGAGGGACAAGCCUUGGCUAAGAUUAACAUUGGAAAUGUUUUGGACUCAGAUGGUGAUUGGGCAGGUGCUUUAGAUGCUUAUCAGAAGGGGAUUGCCAUUGAUGGAAAUCUUUAUUCCUCGCAGAUUUCUGCUCUUGAAAAUAUACACUAUAGCUAUAUGAUUCGCUUUGAUAAUGUUGAAGAGGCCAGGAGAACAAAAUUGUUGAUUGACAAAUUGAAACAAUCCAAAAAUGGAGGGUUUGAGCCUGAAGGUUCAAGGGACUGCUGUUCUGAAACUCAAUUGGAUAACCCAUCAACCGAUGACAGGUCUGAUGGUGGUUUUUCUCAGGAAAGUGGUAGGCUAAGUCCUCUGGUUGCAAAAUCUAGUGAUCUCGAUGAAUUAUUGGAUGACGACAUGCCUUUGGUAUCACUGCUUCAAUCCAACAGAAUCAUGGGAAAGCAGAAAACUAUUAGUGGAUUUGCAACCAAUGCUAUCACCAGACCAAGUGAAUCCUCUAAAGGGAGCUUGUCCACGUCUGCUGGCAGUUUAAACCGCAAACGCAUGCGGGUGAUCCUUUCUGAUGAUGAAGAUGAAAAGGAGGAUUCUUGCUGUGAAAGACUGGUCUGUGAGCAUCCAGUUGAAGGCAUUGCAACUUCUGAUGAAUUUACCAGAAAAUUUCCCAAUUGUCCAGCGAAUGAGGACCAGGAUGUUUCACCAGUUGCCUCAAGAUGUACUGUUGGUUCUCCUCUUGCCAAUCUUGAGAAUAGUGCUUGUUCCUACAAAUCCAGAAGUUCUAAAUUAGGCUUGCAGGACAGUAGACAUUUUAGAGUUAAUGGAACAUGUGAAGCUUUUGUUAAUUCUAAAGAUCAUGGAAUGGACAACAGUGUCCAUAUGGACUCCAGCAACUUCUGUCAAAAUAGGAUUUCCAGCUCACAUCUGCAAGCGUGCUGUGAUAAACCUUGUCAACACAUCAUUUUCAGAAUUGAUAAUGAAUCUGUACAUAUGGAUCUCGAUUUAUAUUGUACUGGCCGUAAACUUGACUUGGAAAAGCUGAAGGUUGAGUUGGCAUGCUUGUACUAUUUAAAGCUUCCCAGAGAAAAGAGAUCAAGAGGCAAAUAUGCAUCAAUAGCCACUGAUAACGAUGAUUCUGUGUCACCAGGAUUGGUGCCAGUCAUUCAACACAUGAAGUAUGGGGAGGUGGUUCUUGAAUCUAUGGAAACACUUCUUAGCAUAAGAGAGCAUGCACAAGGAGAGAACUGGAUUGAGGUUUCUGUUGGUGUUAUGGUUGCAAAACAUUUGUUGAAACUAUACAUUAACUGCUGCGAGGAAUUAUCAGAGUCACCAAAUUUGGAUGUGGUUCAGAAAUUGUAUAACUUAGAGGUGUCUGAGGAUGAAAUUAUGGUGUCUGAUUGUCAAUUGCGUGAUGUAUCAGUAGCACCAUUGUUGAAUGCUCUGCAAAUGCACAAGACUGUUGCUGUUUUGGAUCUAUCUCAUAAUCUAUUAGGAAAUGCAACCAUGGACAAACUUAAACAAGUAUUCAUAUCAUCUGGACAGAAUUAUGGUGGGUUAGUUCUAGAUUUGCAUUGUAAUCAACUUGGGCCAGCUGCUUUAUUUCAGAUUUGUGAAUGCCCAUUACUCUAUGCUCGAUUGGAAGUUCUCAACAUCUCUGGGAACAACUUGUCUGAUAAAUGUGCAUCUUACCUGUCAACUGUUCUCCGGAACUGCAAAGGUAAAACUCUUGUUACUCAACUCGAUAUCCCUCUAUUAUUAAACGCUGUGGUGGAAAUUUCGACUAGUUCUCUUUGUCCUCAUAGAGAAAUUCCCUGCUUCGCAGCUCUAUAUAGUUUGGACAUAGGGAACUGUUCAAUCACAUCAAGAACAAUUCAAAUGGUUGCUGAUUCACUGGAUUCAGAAUCUGUACUUGAGCAUCUUUCUAUAGGACACAAUCAGUCUGUAUCUGGAAAUGCGUUAGUGAAUCUUUUGACCAAGCUCGCCACUUUAAAACGGUUUCAAGAGCUCAAUCUAACUGGGAUAAAAGUAAGCAAGCCUGUGGUGGAUAGCCUUUGCAGACUUGCCUCCAACUGUUGCUUGUCAGGAUUGCUGCUGGGGAAUUCUUCUAUUGGAACUAAAGGUGCAGUACAGUUGAUUAAGCCAUUAUCCAAGGACACCCAGGAUUUGGUCAGACUCGAUCUAUCAUUCUGUGGGCUUACUGGCAAUUGCAUUACUACACUCAGAGAUGAAGCAUCUUUGGUUAGCGGGAUUCUCGAAUUGAAUCUUGGUGGAAAUCCGAUGAUGAAAGAGUGUGCAUUUGCUGUUCAUCUGAAGGGAUGCAGCCAGUUGGUAUCCAUACUCAGCACUCCUCAGUGUUCUUUUCGAGUUUUGGUCCUCUGUAAGUGCCAACUCAGCCUUGAUGGUCUCAUCCACAUACUUCAAGCACUAUCAGAAAAUCAUUCUCUUGAAGAACUCGAUCUGGCCGACAAUGUGGGUGUAAAUGAAAUCCAAGCUCUAACCGACAUAGAUGAAAACCAGCUCGAAAUUGCCGACAGUGAAGAUGAACUUGUAGAUUCAGAAGCUACUUUAUCCACCUGGAAAAAUAACCCCAUCCACACAACACCUGAGAAAUCAGUUGCCUUUUCAGAAUGCGAGCCCAUACAAAAGCUUUCUGAUUGUAUAAAGAUGGCUGGGAAGUUAAGAUUGCUCAAUCUUAGUGAUAAUGGAUUCCCGCAGGAGAUUGUGGAAUUGUUGUUUUCUGCAUGGUGCACGGGCGCCCGAUUUUGUGUUGGCCGAAGGCACGUUGAUGAAAAGGUUGUCCAUUUCUCGGUUGAAGGGAAAAAUUGCUGUGGCGUUAGGUACUGCUGCAGAAAGAUUUGAGCACCGCUGGAUUUUUGAUGGCUUGAGCCGGAAAGCGUGACAAGAGUUCUGUUGAAUGAUGUAUGAAACAAAAAUUUCAGUUGAACUUAUUUUUAUUUACAUCUGUGAGAUGCUUGAAGAUGUACACGUGAACCAUGGAUUAGGGUGACAGUAAUGUAUGUAAAGGUAGAUUAUUUAUGUAAUUUUAUUGUUCUUAUGUCGUCUCAUCUAUACAGUACUAACGUAGUUUUAUUUAAGUCAGUGUUUUAAAUAGCGCGGAAUGCUAUAGCACAUUUUUAUCCAAAACUGCACUUUCCAUAAAAAUGUAUGCAGUUUACGCUAUA